Molecule: messenger RNA, 2841 nt
Organism: Rhagoletis zephyria (snowberry fruit fly)
Lineage: Eukaryota; Metazoa; Arthropoda; Insecta; Diptera; Tephritidae
Source: RefSeq, a predicted model, not a curated record
AUGAACCGCAACUCUAGUGACAAGCCAAAUGAUUUACCGCCUCGAUUUGCUCGAUUGCACAACGAUACUCAUCAAAACCAUUCAGAACAGCAGCAAAAGCCCGGGUUUCGUCGACCUGAGCCAAAUAAUUCGAAUUCAAACAGAAACAGAAAUUCAAACAACCAAAACUCUGAGCAAGAUGAUGUAGCACAACCAUUCAGUCAGAUGAAUUUGGGGCAAUCACGCUCUCACAUGGGGCGACCAAAUGUAGUUAAUGGCGAUAUGUUGGAUAGACCUCCAGUGCAAAAUCGACGAAACAACUUCCCGAGCAGUACCAAUGGGCAUCGUCAGCAUAACCAGCAUCCAAACCGAAAUCAAUCCGGCAAUGAGAGGCACAGCAACGGCAAGGACAAAGUAAAUGAAAGCCAACGUGAAAUAAUGGGCGAACUUCUGAGCAAGGCCAAGUACGAGUGCAUUGUCUGCUGCGAAGCCAUAAAGUUCAGUCAAAAGACCUGGAACUGCUCCAACUGCUUUAAUGUCUUUCACCUAAAGUGCAUGCAGAUGUGGGCUAGACAAUCGAAUGUCACCGAAAGUAAUGCCGCAACUGCAAACUCGGCAAACGGCAGCGCAGCCAAUGAAAAUGGUUCCGCUGCAAAUGGUGGUGGUGGUGGUGGCCAGUCAGCUCAGAAUGGCCACAAUCGACGAACCAACCGCCAAGCAAACAGUGACUGGCGAUGUCCUACCUGCCAGUGCGUCCAGAAGAAGUUUCCUUACGCGUACUACUGCUUCUGUGGAAAGGUGAAGGAUCCUGAGCUGAGUAACUCCUGGCACUUGCCUCACUCCUGCGGCAACACCUGCUCUCGUUCACUGGCCAUUUUCAAUGAUAAGGGUGAAAAUGAAGUGGACACCUUUCCAUGUUCGCACAAGUGCACACUAAAGUGCCACCCUGGCAAAUGUGCACCCUGUUCUUCAAAGGUGGAGCGAACCUGCUCUUGCAAAAAGACGAAGGUUUUUACAAGCUGCAUUUCUAAAAUUUCCGAGAUUCAAUGCGACGAGCAAUGCAACAAGCUACUGAGUUGCGGGAAGCACAAAUGCGAGCUCAAAUGCCACUUUGGUAACUGUGAUACUUGUCAGGUGAAGUUCGAUUUGGAAUGCUUUUGCGGAAAGGAGACUAAAGAGGAAAUCGCCUGCUCAAGCCAGUCUGCACAAUUUUCUUGUAAUCAAAAGUGCUCCAAGCGUUUGGGUUGUGGCUUCCACCAGUGCCAAGAUGACUGUCACCCAGGCAGCUGUGGCCCCUGUCCAUUUAACCCUGCCAUCGUCAAGAACUGUCCCUGCGGAAAUACCCUCGUCUCUGAGCUGCUCAACGGCAGGAACAGGCUGCUGUGCAUUGAUCCAAUUCCCACUUGCAGCAAAGUGUGCAAUAAGCGACUGGUGUGCGGCACUGAGGCUGAGCCGCAUUUUUGUGCCGAGAAAUGUCACUCUGGCGCCUGUCCGCCCUGUCCGCAGAAGUCCAUUCUACGCUGCGAGUGUGGCGCCAACUCGCAAAAGUUUGACUGCAAGGACGUCACCUCAAGUCGCUUCAAGUGCAAGCGUCGCUGUAACAAGAAGCUGAGCUGUGGGCGACACAAAUGUCUUAAUGAGUGCUGCACUGACAAGGAGCACACCUGUCGCCAAGUUUGUGGCCGAAAGCUCGACUGCGGCAGUCACACUUGCGACGAGCCCUGCCACUCCUUCUGCAAGUCCUGCCCGAAUGUCAUCUGGACUGAGGUGUACUGCAACUGCGGCGAGCAAGUCCUCUACCCUCCACUGGCCUGCAGCACCAAACGACCGCCCUGCACUGAGCCCUGCGCCCGUGUGCACCAGUGCCCCCACCCGCCCACUCACCAGUGCCACGACGACCCACAGUGUCCGCCCUGCACUGAGUUUGUCAGCCGACAGUGCUACGGCGGUCACGAGACCAUCACCACGGUGCCCUGCUACCAGACCGGGGUCUCCUGUGGGCGGUUCUGCAAGAAGGCCCUUGCCUGCGGCAUGCAUCACUGCGUAAAGGUCUGCCACCAGGGCGACUGUCCGGUGUGCACUCAGAAGUGCACCAAAGCUCGACUGGGCUGUGAUCAUCUGUGUGCCCUUCCCUGCCACCAGAGCACCUCCUCUGCCAGCAGCAGCAGCUGUCCGGAAAGUCGGUGCAAGGAGGUGGUGAAGGUGUUCUGCAAGUGCAAGCUGAAGAGCCAGGAGCUGCAGUGCCACGAGGUGAACGAUCCGAAGAAGUUUCAGGCCUCCGUCGACAGCAUGGUCACUCGGUACAGCUUUGACGCGAUAACGCUGAAUGAGAUCAAGCAGAUGGUGCAGUACAACACCAUUCACCAGUUGGACUGCGAUGAGAAGUGCGCCAAGGAGAAGCGAAACAGGGAGCUCGCCGAGGCGCUCGGCAUUGAGGGUCACUCGGACUUUCCCGUGGUUAAGUACUCGGAUUUUCUCAAGAAUGAGGCGCGCUCCAAUCCGCAGCUCAUUUUGUCCAUUCACGAUAAACUGGUGAUGUUGUUGGUGAACUUCAAAAAGAGCAACAGCAAGACAAUGUGCUACAACUUUCCGCCGAUGAAUCGAAAUGCACGCGAGAUUUUGCACAACAUGGCCGCCGUCUUUGGCUGCAAAUCGGAGUCAGUGGAUCGAGAACCAAAUCGCAGCAUAAUUGUAACAGCCUCAAAGACAUCAUUCAUUCCGGAAGUGUCUCUCCUCGAGGCGAUCAAUGUGGAUGCUAAUCAGUUGCGACCAAAACAAUCAGUGGUGAAGGUAAAGACUUCAAGUGAGGAAAACAAAGACAAGAAGGUGAUUGAUUACUUCAACUUUGAUGGUCAAGAUUAG